This is a messenger RNA of Penicillium waksmanii, 2757 nucleotides long. RefSeq lists its product as uncharacterized. The record is from RefSeq and is a predicted model, not a curated record. The coding region runs from base 1 to 2757 and encodes 918 amino acids. The transcript has 3 exons. Gene Ontology annotation, cellular component: kinesin complex. Gene Ontology annotation, molecular function: protein binding. NCBI's taxonomy places the organism in Eukaryota, Fungi, Ascomycota, Eurotiomycetes, Eurotiales, Aspergillaceae.
AUGGAAUCAGUAUCAUUUGGAGACUACAAUCAUGGACUACAGGUUGGACACAGCAGCGGCUCGAUCCACGCUGAAAUCCAUUUGCCGCCGGAGCGACCGGAAACCCCGCCUAGCCCUCUAUCAACUGUCCCAUUCCCGCGCGAUCCGGAAUUUGUCACUCGCGACACGCUGCUCCAUCAGAUUCAUGACAAAAUCUCGGUGCCAGGGGGAGGAUCGAGAGUCGCGUUGGUGGGCCUCGGCGGUGUCGGGAAAUCACAGCUUGCCAUCGAAUACUCCUAUCAGGUCCGGUCCAUAUCGCCAGCGACAUGGGUUUUCUGGGUCCAUGCAAGUAACGAAGCUCGAUUCGAGCAAAGUUUCCGGGACAUAGCGGAUCAGGUCAAAAUCCACGGUCGCCAGGAUCCGAAAGUUAACAUAUUUAAACUGGUCGAGAACAGGCUCCGGGAUGAGAAGUUAGGGAAAUGGGUUUGUAUUCUUGAUAAUGUCGAUGACGAUAAGUUCCUUUGCUCGCUUCCGACGGCAGGCAAGAAGGGAGAUCCAACGAUCGGCCCAACGAACGGCUUAACAAAAAAGCCACUCUUGGAGUAUGUUCCUCGAAGACAAAAUGGAUCUAUCAUUAUUACGAGUCGGAGCAGAGAGGUUGCGUUGAAAAUGGUCGACCAUGAGAACCUUAUAAAAGUAGAACCGAUGGAAAAGGCUGAGUCGCUGGAGCUUCUUCGAAGAAAGCUUAACCAGCUAGAGGAAAGCCAAGAAUGUCUACAAUUAGUGAACGCGUUGGAAUUCAUGCCGCUAGCGAUCAUACAGGCCGCUAGCCAUAUUCGAAACCGGGCGCCUCGUUAUUCGGUAUCCCAAUACCUAGCAGACUUCGAAGGGAGUGACCGUAAAGCGACAAGACUUCUGGAGAAAGAGGCAGGUCGCCUCUCCCGGGACUGGGAAGCAAAGAAUUCAAUUCUGGUGACGUGGCAAAUAUCUUUCAAUCAUCUUCGCCAAACAAAUCCGUCUGCAGCAGAGUUACUUUCAUUCAUGAGCUUUUUUGACCGGCAAGGGAUACCAGAAAACCUUAUUCGGCUUCGGCCUGAGGCUAACUGCAACUCUGGUCCAGAACUCUUUGACGGCUCCAGUGAUGGGGAGUCAUCUGAAUCCGAUGGAGACCCCGGAUUUGAAGAUGAUGUUACAACAUUAAGGAAUUACUCAUUCAUAUCCAUCAGUGAGAACAGCACUUUAUUUACUAUGCAUCGGCUGGUGCAACUGACUACGCGCGCAUGGUUGAAAUCUCACGGACAAAUGGACCGAUGGAAGGAUAGAUUCAUUAGCAUCCUAUGCGACGAAUUUCCCACCGGUGAAUACGAAAACUGGGUGAAGUGCAGGGCACUUUUUCCUCAUGUCAAAUCCGCAAUGUCACAGCGACCAGCAUCACCUCAGUGUCUACAACAAUGGGCUACAUUGCUUUAUAGAGGUGCAUGGUAUGCAUCGCAAAGCGGUAACAUCACGGAUACAAGAGAAAUGGCAUCAAAAUCAAGAUAUCAAAGAAGGAUUUUAUUAGGUGAUGAACACGAAGAAGUCAUUGAUAGCACAAGCAUGUUGGCCACAGCAUACUGGCUUGAUGGGAGGUGGGAAGAGGCCGAGCAGCUCUUUGUGCAGGUGAUGGAGACGAGCAAGACGAAGCUCGGGGAGGAUCAUCCCUCCACGCUGAAGAGCAUGGCCAACCUUGCAUCGACGUAUGGGAACCAGGGCCGGUGGGAAGAGGCCGAGCAGCUCUUUGUGCAGGUGAUGAAGACUCGCAAGACGAAGCUCGGCGAGGAUCAUCUCGACACACUGUCGAGUAUGGCCAACCUAGCAUCGACAUACCGGGACCAGGGCCGGUGGGAAGAGGCCGAGCAUGUCGACGUGCAGGUGAUGGAGACUCGCAAGGUGAAGCUCGGCGAGGAUCAUCUCGACACGCUGACGAGCAUGCAUAACCUGGCAUCGACGUAUGGGAACCAGGGCCGGUGGGAAGAGGCCGAGCAGCUCUUUGUGCAGGUGAUGGAGACUCGCAAGACGAAGCUCGGCGAGGAUCAUCCCGAAACGCUGUCGAGUAUGGCCGACCUCGCAUCGACGUACCAGAACCAGGGCCGGUGGGAAGAGGCCGAGCAGCUCGACGUGCAGGUGAUGGAGACUCGCAAGACGAAGCUCGGCGAGGAUCAUCCCGACACGCUGGCGAGCAUGCAUAACCUGGCAUCAACGUACGGGAACCAGGGCCGCUGGAAAGAGGCCGAGCAGCUCUUUGUGCAGGUGAUGAAGACUCGCAAGACGAAGCUCGGCGAGGAUCAUCCCGACACACUGUCGAGUAUGGCCAACCUAGCAUCGACAUACCGGGGCCAGGGCCGGUGGGAAGAGGCCGAGCAGCUCGACGUGCAGGUGAUGGAGACGAGCAAGACGAAGCUCGGCGAGGAUCAUCCCGACACGCUGACGAGCAUGGCCAACCUAGCAUCGACAUACCGGAACCAGGGCCGGUGGGAAGAGGCCGAGCAGCUCGACGUGCAGGUGAUGGAGACGAGCAAGACGAAGCUCGGCGAGGAUCAUCCCGACACGCUGACGAGUAUGGCCAAUCUAGCCUUCACCUGGAAAUAUUCAGUUCACGAUGCUCAAGCAACCAACUUGCUACGGAAAUGCUUGGCCAAGCGAAGACAAAAACUUGGCUCAGAUCAUCCGCAAACUCUAUCUACUUCUCGAACAUUGCUGGCGUGGGAAACGGACAACUUAAUAUCAGCUCGUAGAUAA